This is a messenger RNA of Diaporthe amygdali, 3531 nucleotides long. RefSeq lists its product as uncharacterized. The transcript has 4 exons. The record is from RefSeq and is a predicted model, not a curated record. Lineage: Eukaryota; Fungi; Ascomycota; Sordariomycetes; Diaporthales; Diaporthaceae. Bases 1 to 3531 code for a protein of 1176 amino acids.
AUGUUCAAUCGAUCCCAAGGGAAACAAGGGAAACAGCAGGGUUUUGCCAAAGAGCAGCGGAUUGCCGACGCCCAGCUGGCCAGUCUGAAACAGCUUGGUCUAAUCGGCCGCGACAAGAAGGGCUUCGCAUCCGCCUGGGGAGGAACCGAGCCGAUUCCCUCUGGCUCUGGUUCUGGUUCCGCUGCGAGGACGGGCUCCAACUACACAACCAUCAAACCUCUCGGCGACUCAGACGACGGGCCCUCGUUCCCGGAGAAGGGCCAUUCCAUCGCCGCUGGGACUCUACGCGCCCCAUCACAUCGUUCUUCCCGCUCGACUGGCUCAGUCGGAUCUCGCGAAGGUGCUCUACGAGCGAAUACAACUUCCAACUUUGGCAUGAUGAAUGCCGACCGGAGUCGCACCCGAAGGGAGCGCACCUUCGUGGGCGCCGAGUGUGCUGUCUGUGAAGAACCGCUGGAACAUACCCUCCGUGGAGAGCGGAUACUGCAGUUCUCAUGCUCGCAUGUUUCACACGAGGCAUGUUUCUACGAAUUCAUCCGGGAGUUUGAAUCGCAAUACUGCCCAACAUGUAAUGCACCACUACACCUGGACACGAGCCGUGGCGGCAAUGUCCUUGAUAUCGAGAAAAUCAGCAACAUGGUCCGAUCGGUUUCCGUCAAUGACACGAGGUCAACAAACACACCUACACCAGCGCAGGCACCGGCCCCAGCGCCCAUGCAAACACCAAACCCAGCACCUUCCGAAUGGAAUGACCACUCCGGUCGCCCACCGAGCCGGGGUUCGGCCGCAAGACAAGGCCCUAUGCCGACUCCAUCGCGUGGCAGCCUCCGAGACAACAACUCCGACAGAUAUGCAUUAGGACGUACAGGCCACAUGCGUAGCGACAGUGAGGCUACUGGGAUGACUGGAGCUGCUUCUUCUGCCGGUGGUUAUCCUGAGACAACUCAGAGUGGGCCGCCGCGCCGUCACGACUACGACCUGCAGGCCAUGGAAACUAGCCUCGCCAGCCCGAAAGCCGUCGCGAGGAAUCCCAUUCCGGCACCAACAGUCACAGUGCGAUCCGAGUUCCCCACCAUCAACAGGUCAAGGCAACAACAGACACUCACCUGCCUCGUCACCGUUGAGGUUCCAGAUAAUAAAUGGAGGCCCGACCCCGAUGACAUCCAGUCUGCUCCACCGAUGCCGCACCAGAGGAUCGAGGACUCCUUCCCCGUGAGACCGCCAUCGCCGGCACAGAGCGCGCCUCGCUUCUACCCGUACGAGUCGGCUGAGGUCCUAGAGGAAAUGACGGAGAAUUUGCGGAAUCGGGUCGAUAACUGGCAUGGACUGGAUUUCAGUCGCUUUGGAAAACUGCGGCUGUAUGGCACUCUGCGAGUUGGCAAGGAUAAGCUUUCAUGGCAGGAGCUCGAGUGUUUCCUGUUCGCUGAGAUGCUUAUCUGCGUCAAGGAGAAGAAGAGCUCGGCUCCACCUCCACAGUGGGAAGAUGGUCCGCCGCGCAAGACCACGAGAUGCACCCUAAAGGGUUCGAUCCUGAUCAAGAAGCACCUGAACGAGGUGUCUGAGGCGGGGAACAUGGAUGAGAACAUUCUGACUCUGAGUCUUUCCGUCGCAGAGUUGCCUCAAUUUCAUCUGCGGUUCGAGAACCGCAAUCAACUCAAGCUGUGGCAGCAGGCUCUGCUGGAUUUGAACGCUGUCGAGACCUCGCCCGUCCGCAGCCCUGACUACGAACGGGGUGAAUUCUCAGGGGAGGAUGAGGAGGAUUGGCGAAGAGAUUCCACCAGGCCGCAAAGGGUUUCGUCGGUGGCUUCUUCAUGGGGUGGAGCUAGGUCCGCCACCACUGCGCCAACAGAUUACACCUCGUUCCAAAGAAGCCCUCUCAUGGCUUCGGUCCACGUCCCUAUCGACGUGGUCGUGGUCGUACCGAUCUCCUCUUCCAUGCAAGGCGUCAAAAUCAAUCUGGUCCGCGAUGCCCUCCGGUUCAUGGUGUACACCCUGGGUGAGAGGGAUCGUAUGGGCCUCGUAACUUUCGGGUCCGGCGGUGGCGGCGUGCCCAUUGUGGGCAUGACCACGAAGGCCUGGCCUGGCUGGAGUAACGUUCUGUCAUCGAUCAAGCCCGUCGGGCAGAAGAGCCACCGCGCUGAUGUCGUCGAAGGAGCGAACGUGGCGAUGGACCUACUGAUGCAGCGCAAGUACAACAACCCAGUGGCAACUAUCAUGCUCAUCAGCGAUGCAUCGACAUCCGAUGCGGACAGUGUUGAUUUCGUUGUUUCGAGAGCCGAGGCUGCCAAAAUCACCAUUCACUCUUUCGGUCUCGGAAUGACACAUAAACCCGACACCAUGAUUGAGCUAUCCACUCGGACAAAAGCGUCCUACACCUACGUGAAAGACUGGAUGAUGCUUCGCGAAUGCUUAGCUGGCUGCUUGGGCUCAAUGCAGUCGCUCUCGCAUCAGAACGUUAAGCUCAAGCUCAAGUUGCCCGAGGGCUCACCCGCCAAGUUCCACAAGAUCAGUGGCGCAUUGCAAAUCACCAAACGCGCAACGGGUAGAGAUGCAGAAGCUUCCCUCGGCGACUUACGCUUUGGUGAUAAGCGAGAUAUUCUUGUUCAGCUUGUCAUUCUUCCAGACAACUCGACGCAAGAGUCACUGCCGCAAGAUGCCUGGGAGAGCAUCGUGUCUGGUUUGGAGGCUCUGGGUGGCCCAGUUGAGCAAGAGGACCAGCGGGCCCUCUCCGUCGAGGAGGUUCCACUGAUUCAAGCAGAUCUUACUUGGGGCGACAUUCUGAGGGAUGGAGCAGCUAUGCACCUCCCACGACCAUCGCUGCUUGCAAUCACGAUGCUGCCGACCAGCUCCAACAAGAAGUCAUGGAACGGAACACCGCCGAUUCCGCCGCACCCACAUAUCGUGCAGCGUCGGAUGGAGCUGCUCACGUCAGACAUGCUCACCAGAGCACUCACGCUCGUGAGCAGAGGACAGCACGACCGAGCCCAUACGCUUCUGAACGAGACCCGUUCUAUUCUCAAGGGUCUAGGCAAGGGCGGUCUGCCACCAGUGCCCAGCAUGCCACCCAAGUCGAACCCAUCCACACCACAUGCUGGCCAGAACGACGCCUCUCCGACCGCAGCCCUCACUCCCGACCGGAAACAUACACCUUCUCCCACGGCCUCGGCAACAUCGUCUGGCCAGAACGGCUUCCAAUCGUCCGCCAUCCCACGAAGUCGCUCCAACGACGGCAUUGGCCUCGGCAGCAUGGGCACCGCCGCGGGCAUCGACGCCACCACCGUGGCGGCGCUCGAUGCGGAGCUCGAGUCCUCCCUUGAGUGGAUCAACCACCCCGCCGUGUUUGGGCGUGACAGCCGUAAGGCGGUGCUGCAGGCCAUCGGGGUGAUCUCGUCGCAGCGGGCGUUCACGGUGCGCACGCCGAUCGAGGCGCUGUGGGCAUCCCGCGUGAACGGGGUCAAGAAGCUCACGGAGAAGAGCCGAGAGUGGCGCGAUGAGGGCGGCGGCGAGGGUGGCAUCACAGAGGAGGCGUAA